Molecule: messenger RNA, 961 nt
Organism: Rattus rattus (black rat)
Lineage: Eukaryota; Metazoa; Chordata; Mammalia; Rodentia; Muridae
Gene: C1H1orf185
Product: chromosome 1 C1orf185 homolog
Exons: 6
Coding region: 1-897 (298 amino acids)
Source: RefSeq, a predicted model, not a curated record
AUGGUUCAACAUCUGCAGACCAAUACAGUCUUCCCAUUUGCAUCCUAUAGCAGUGAGGUUCCUGUCGGUCUCCAGCGUCACAUCUUUGUAGAGGCUCUUCUGAGAAGGAUCCAGCAAGACCCACUCUCCCCAAGUGAAGUUUAUGUGAACAUCAUCAUAUGUCACUGCAUCCUCUCCCCUGGAGCUCGGUUCUUGCCCAAUCUUCCCAUCCCAAAGCCUUGCCGAAGUUUCUUUAGUCACUUAACCUAUUUUUUGGCUGCUGGUGCUGUUAGUCUGGGAAUUGGAUUCUUUGCUUUGGCAUCAGCUCUGUGGUUCCUGAUUUGCAAACGAAGAGAAAUAUUUGAGAGUUCCAAUUUUAAGGCCAUCAGUGAAAAGGUGAACCAAGGAUCAUGCAAACCGAAGCUUAAAGCUCACCCUCAGUGUGUUUUCAUUUCCCGGAACUUCCAUGUCGGCCAGUCACAACAGGUGGAGAAAAAAGAAAGGGAAGAAGAGCAAAUAAAAGCUAUCAGAAAUCACUCUAAAGUUGAAUUCUGCACCCUGGAUCCCGCCAUCCGUGAGUCCCCUGAGAUGACCUCAGUAGUCAAUGGCAGCAGUGUGGCGACAAUGAGCGUAUCGACAUCCAUGUCUAGUUCUUACUGCAGCCAAAGCGUAGAAGCAGCUGAAGACUGGUUUUCUGAUAAUUCUCUUGAAGACAAGAACCCCGCGAAGCCUCUACUCGGGGAGCCUCUAGCCGAGAAGGUGCUCGCAUACCUGUCAUCCAUUUCACUAGAAGAAUGGCCUGGAAACUCAGCGAACACAACAUUUUGUAGUGCGGAAAAAGCUGAGAGCGUUAAGGAAAUGUUUGUACAAAAAAACACAGAGGUUAACAAACACAACCUUCAGUUUGACAUUGAAUGACUUUUUUUUUCUUUUGAAACCUGGUAUAGAGUGAAAGCAGGUAAAGUUAAAACUGCACCAUGAA